AUGGCCGCUUCUGCGGCUGUUCCUCCGCUUCUGCGUUCCCACACUUGCAGUUCCCACUCUGCAGGUGUUAUGACAGCUGAAACAGACCAAUAUGCAGUUUCAAAUAUUGUGCACAGAAAGAUUAAUAACUUGAUUUACAACAAACAGGUUCCUCUCUCACAUCUUCCUGAACCAGUUUAUAAGACUUCAGUGGAUUGGAUCAACCAACGUUCCUACGAGUCUCUUGGAUCAUUUGUGUUGUGGGCAUUGGACAGUAUUGUUGUAGACUUGGCAACCCAACUAGGAGGUUCUAAGGGCUCCAAGAAAGGCGGUCAACAAACGUCGUCAAAAUCUCAGGUUGCCAUGUUUCUGGUGUUGGCAAUGGUACUACGACGGAAGCCUGAUGUUUUGAUCAACGUACUGCCGACGCUUCGGGAAAGCCCAAAGUAUCAAGGGCAAGACAAACUUUCAGUCAUUGCAUGGAUGAUUGUCCAGGCCUGUCAGGGAGAUCUCUGUGUUGGAUUGUACUUGUGGGCGCAUCAUACCUUGCCUUUAAUUGGAGGGAAAUCAGGUUCUAAUCCACAGACCAGGGACUUGAUUCUGCAGUUGGUAGAAAGGAUUCUCUCUGCACCAAAAGCUCGUACAAUUUUAGUAAAUGGGGCUGUUAGGAAGGGAGAGCGUCUGAUGCCACCUUCAUCCCUUGACCUGCUUUUACGGGUGACCUUCCCAGCUCCCUCUGCGCGAGUCAAGGCUACUGAAAGAUUUGAGGCAGUAUAUCCCAUCCUCAAGGAGGUUGCCUUUGCUGGUUCCCCAGGAAGCAAAGCAAUGAAGCAAGUUUCACAACAGAUACUUUUACUAGCCGUGAAAGCAGUUGCAGAAGGUAUCUUUUCCUUGAACUCUUUUCUCUGGUUCGGUUCAUCUACGAGUGGCAAUUUGAGCCCAAACCAAUUUGAUCCGCCCUACCAGCCCAAAGUCAUUGACCCGCCAAUUUGUUGAACUCAGCCCAUCUUGACCCAACCCA
Messenger RNA from Nicotiana attenuata, 1000 nucleotides. RefSeq lists its product as uncharacterized. Gene Ontology annotation, cellular component: Golgi apparatus; endoplasmic reticulum. NCBI's taxonomy places the organism in Eukaryota, Viridiplantae, Streptophyta, Magnoliopsida, Solanales, Solanaceae. Bases 1 to 975 code for a protein of 324 amino acids. The transcript has 7 exons. The record is from RefSeq and is a predicted model, not a curated record.